AUGGCUUCUACCUUACCUACGUCCAACCCACCUCCGCGAGGACGCGUCCAACAACUCCAAUUCUACGACAUCGACACAACUUUACCUUCCAUCCUUGAAAAAUUCAUGGACCCCACCACCGGCCAGCAGUUUCAACAGCCAGUUUCAUGCGAGGAAAUAACUGAAGAAAAAGUUCCUACCAAAACAUUAUGCACUGCCCAAAAAGAUCGUGUUGUGAAAGGCGCAAGGAUAGAGAAGGGAAUGCUUCAUGACAAAGCCAAAUCAAAAGCCAAGACCCCCUCAGAAGCUCGCUCAACUUACUCAAAAGGAUCUGUUCUACAGGCAUAUCAUGAAUCUUUUCAGGAAUUGAGGAAUAAACCUAUGGAAGUGCAUCUGUUGAGACUGAAAGAGCCUGAGCCACCUAAAGAAGCACUCCCUCCUUCCUCUCCCAAAUACGAAGGGUUUCUGACCAGCCCGCAACAACGGCGACGCGAAGCCAAAGAAGUCCACUGGCUCCAGUCUGAAUCUCCAAUGGGACAGCCAAUUUCUUCAAUGCAGGCCUACGAUCCUCUAUCUCAUGUCACCUCAUUUCAACCACACGAACCUGCCAAAGCAGAGGCAUUUGGGUUUCUGUGGGUUGGCUUUUGUUCUUAA
Messenger RNA from Histoplasma capsulatum G186AR, 633 nucleotides. RefSeq lists its product as uncharacterized. Lineage: Eukaryota; Fungi; Ascomycota; Eurotiomycetes; Onygenales; Ajellomycetaceae. The transcript has 4 exons. The record is from RefSeq and is a predicted model, not a curated record. Bases 1 to 633 code for a protein of 210 amino acids.